AUGAAUUACCAGACGUGGGAUAACUAUAGACUCAUAAAUGAGUUUUCAAAUAGCUUUAUAUUAAACUCUGUUUUAUCAUUUUUGCUAAUUGACAUAUCAAUUUAUUGGUUUCAUAUUCUAGAACACAAAACAAAUAUAUUUUGGGCUUUCCAUUUACCCCAUCAUUCAUCAGAUUAUUAUGGCCUUCAAUUAGCACUAAGACAGAGUAUCAUUGUUUAUUUUGUAUUUUGGAUACCAUUCAUUUUUUAUAUGCCUUUCUUGGUACACCCAUAUUACUUUUCACUAUAUUUUUAUAUUAAUAGAUAUUUAGCAUUUUUUUCACACACAAGGAUGUUAAGUGGUAUUAAUAUAAAGUAUUUAGAUUUAAUUUUGGUAACACCAAGUGUUCAUGAAAUUCAUCAUGCUAGUAACAAGGAAUAUAUAGAUACAAACUUUGGUUCAAUUUUAAUCAUAUGGGAUAGAAUAUUUGGUACUUUUCAAGAUGAUAUAGGAAUUAAAAUAGAACUUGGGAUAAGCGGUAUACCAAAUGCAUCAAACACAAUGGAUUGGAUAAACUUUAACCAUUUUGGCCAUAUGUAUAGAAUAUCAAAAAGAUUAAAGGGUUUACACAAAUUAAAGGUUUUAUAUAAAUCACCAGGAUGGUUACCAGAACAUCAAUAUGAUGAAAAAGAUUUGCAUCCAAAAGAUAAAAGUAUUUCAAAACAACCUGUCAAAACCAUUGCAAAGAAAAAGGAACCCAAUAGUGUUCUUAGUUUUAUUAUGUCUUUUUAUUUACUCUCUGAAACAGCUCCAGCCAUAGCACUACUAUUUGCCAUGGGUCAUUUAAAGUAUUAUUUUUCAAAUAUGGACUAUGUAAAAAUAAUGGUAUUAUUUUUAACUCAAAUUCUAUUUGUAUCUUUUAACCUAGAAAAUAAUAAUAAUAACCCAAUCAUAAGAAAAGGCCAAAAUAGCAAUAAGAAGCAAUCUUUUUUCGGAGUAUUCAAAUUAUUUUCAAUCUUUCAACUAAUCAGAUUGUUUAUAACUUUAUAUUAUUUUUAUACAUAUAUAAUUUAUGACACCAAUGAUAAUAAUAUCAUUUAUAUAUUUAAUUUUUUGUUUUAUUAUACCGCUGCACAAAUUUUAUUAUGGUUAUACUCAAUCAACACAUCAUUUUAUAAUAUUAUAUAUUCAAAAUAAUAAAAUUGGGAAAAUUAAAAUCAAAAAUCAAAUAAAAUUGGGAAAAUUUAAAAUCAAAAAUCAAAAAUUUAAUAAAAUUUUAUUAUUGAACUGACCAGGUAUCGGUAAUUAAAACC
Dictyostelium purpureum is the source of this 1292-nucleotide messenger RNA. RefSeq lists its product as uncharacterized. Gene Ontology annotation, cellular component: endoplasmic reticulum. Gene Ontology annotation, molecular function: oxidoreductase activity; iron ion binding. Gene Ontology annotation, biological process: lipid biosynthetic process. The transcript has 3 exons. Lineage: Eukaryota; Evosea; Eumycetozoa; Dictyosteliales; Dictyosteliaceae. The record is from RefSeq and is a predicted model, not a curated record. The coding region runs from base 1 to 1176 and encodes 391 amino acids.